UGAAUAAAUAACAGAACAUUUUGGUAAUAAUUUGUCUUUGUGUUUUUCUUUUGGUGCGCCCAUUUUGACAGUUCGCGUACGACGUGUUGUUAAUGGAUGUGGUGGAUUAUUUGACGUUGUCGCGACACUUCCCCGAGUUCCUAGUUUUGGAGUACCUACUACAUUUACAGUUUCAUAUAUACAAAUAUAUAUACAUAUUUUGAAAAAAGAAAAAUGGCUCAAAAAAUGAAAGUCUAUGUUGUUGGAGUGGGUAUGACAAAAUUUGAGAAACCCGGUAGAAGAGAUAAUUUUGAUUAUAAUAUUAUGGGAAAAGAAGCGACAUUAAAGGCAUUAGACGAUGCUCGUAUUUCUUAUAAAGAUGUUAAAGCUGCAUGCGUUGGUUAUGUUUACGGUGAUUCAACGUGUGGUCAAAGAGCACUUUAUGAAGUUGGUCUAACCGGUUGUCCCAUUUACAAUGUUAAUAAUAAUUGCUCAACUGGAUCGACGGCAUUAAUGAUGGCAAAACAAAUUGUUGAAAGCGGUAAUGCCGAUUGUGUUUUGGCACUUGGUUUUGAAAAAAUGGAACGCGGAUCAUUAUCAUCGAAAUAUUUUGAUCGUACAAAUCCACUUGAUAAACAUGUCACUGUUAUGGCUGACAUAGCAGGAAUCAAUGAUAGUCCAAUGGCUGCUCAAUUAUUUGGUAAUGCUGGUAUUGAACAUAUGAAAAGAUAUGGCACAAAACCGGAGCAUUUUGCUAAAAUUGCCUACAAAAAUCAUUUACAUUCAAUGAAUAAUCCAUAUUCACAAUUUCAAGAUAAAUAUACUUUGGAGCAAAUUAUGAAUUCUCCAAAGGUAUUUGGACCAUUAACAAAAUUACAAUGUUGUCCAACGUCUGAUGGUUCUGCUGCUGUAAUUUUAGCCAAUGAAGAAUAUGUUAAAAAACAUAAUCUUCAAUCUCAAGCAGUUGAAAUUGUAGGAAUGGAAAUGUCUACCGAUUUACCGUCCACAUUCGAAGAGCGAAAUAGUAUUAAAAUAGUCGGUUACGACAUGACAAAAAAUGCAGCUGACAAACUUUUUUCAAACAGCCCCUAUAGACCGUCUGAUGUUCAAGUUGUUGAAUUACACGAUUGUUUCUCGACAAAUGAAUUAAUUACAUAUGAAGCACUUGGACUCUGUCCACCGGGAAAAGGUGGCGAGCUUGUUGAUUCGGGAAAUAAUACUUAUGGCGGUAAAUAUGUGGUGAAUCCAAGCGGUGGUCUAAUUUCAAAGGGUCAUCCACUUGGUGCAACGGGUUUGGCACAAUGUUCUGAACUUUGUUGGCAAUUGAGAGGACAAGCGGGUAAGAGACAAGUACCCGGUGCAAAAGUUGCACUUCAACAUAAUAUUGGCCUCGGUGGUGCUGUUGUUGUUGCUCUUUAUCGUCUUGGUUUCCCUCAAUCUGUACAAAGAAAUAAUGUCUCAUCCGCGUCGGAUCCAUCGAAAUUUAAAGCACAUACACUUUUACAAGCGCUCGAAGUGGCAAUGCAAGAGGACACUGAGGGUUUUAUUGAAGGUGUGAGGGGAAUUUAUGGAUUGAAAGUAACCAAUGGUCCAGGUGGUGCACAAGGCUAUUGGGUUAUUAAUGCAAAAGUUGGUAAGGGCAAAAUUGAAUACAACAGUAAAGUGAAGCCCGAUGUUACAUUUACAAUUAGUGAUACUGAUGUUGUUGAUUUUAUAUCGGGAAAAUUGAAUCCUCAAAAGGCAUUUUUCCAGGGUAAAAUUAAAAUUCAGGGAAAUAUGGGAUUGGCAAUGAAAUUGCCUGAUUUACAGAAACGAGCACAUAAUAAAAUUGAAGCCAUUCGUUCUAAGUUGUAAUUUUAUUUAUUUUGCUUAUAAUCGCAGAAAAAAAAGACAA
Leptopilina boulardi is the source of this 1873-nucleotide messenger RNA. RefSeq names its product sterol carrier protein 2 (gene ScpX). Lineage: Eukaryota; Metazoa; Arthropoda; Insecta; Hymenoptera; Figitidae. The transcript is spliced from 5 exons. Gene Ontology annotation, molecular function: acyltransferase activity, transferring groups other than amino-acyl groups. The record is from RefSeq and is a predicted model, not a curated record. The coding region runs from base 214 to 1833 and encodes 539 amino acids.